Messenger RNA from Acipenser ruthenus (sterlet), 2308 nucleotides. RefSeq names its product histone-lysine N-methyltransferase SETD1B-like. The transcript is spliced from 12 exons. The record is from RefSeq and is a predicted model, not a curated record. Lineage: Eukaryota; Metazoa; Chordata; Actinopteri; Acipenseriformes; Acipenseridae. Bases 143 to 2032 code for a protein of 629 amino acids.
CGUCCUGUUGCCUGGCAACUGCGAGCCGGUCGCCUCAGAGAGGAUCUGUACUCCUGAUCCGCGCUAAAGUAGAAAUAACUAUUUAUGUGAUUAUUUCUUUAUUUGUUUGCACGCGUAAACCCUUCUACUGGAAAUCAUCGACAUGGCUCAAGUUUUAGCCAAAAAGGCUGGACAUCUGUGCCCCGGACAGCGCGCGCUCCACAGCCCGCAGGCCAGCGCGGUCCUGGACGAGACGUGCUGUUGUCGGAUCAUGUGCCAGCACCCCCUCUGCUGGGAGGCGCACCUGCGCUGUGCCAGGGGGGUCCCGCGAUACACCGCGGCGAGGGCUGAACCCCCAGAGCCCCAGGAAGACGGAUUGCCGACCCUAAAGAUCCAGAACAUUCCCGGCUGGAGUGAUGAUGACCCGGAUGGCACAGUUCUGGGACCCUUUCCCAGAACCUUCAAUAGCUCAGAACCGUCUCACCUUACAGCCGCCCAUACGAAGGAGCGCAGUGUGAUUGAGAGCAGCGAGGUCCUGCAUUUCCCAGGGAGGAACUCUCCCAGAGCUCCUCGGACCCUGCUGAUGAGCGAGAGGGGCUUCAGUCCAGACCCUUUCUACGAGAAGCUCAGGCAAUCCGAGUCAUCUCCAAGGGACUCCAAUCGGACAGAUUCCAUUGUGAUCUGGGUCCCCAACCCACAACGCAGCUCACAGAGAAUCAAGCAGCCCGGGCAAACUAACAGCAAGCCUGCCCUUCUCCUCAGUGGAAAAUCUGAGAGACUCUGUAUCAGUGAGCUGAUCUACAGCCUCCCACCCUCCCAGACAGACAAGGCUCACAAAAUGAAGAGAAAGAAACCUUUCAAACUGUCCCACUCUGUAUCUCUGUCGACUGGGGGCAGGAAGAUGGCAAAGCAAUCGAUCCGGGCAGGCCACACUGAGCGGGACUCGGACGUCGCACAGGCUGAGGCAGUGGAGCCCCAACCCGCUCAGAAUAAAGCAGCCUGGCCCAAACAGCAACACGGGGAGCAGCUGCUCCUUCACAACAGGGGCGUGGUGCUGCACAGUGCGAGGGGGAAAAAGCAAAACCUGGAGGGGGGAUCCGGAUCGGGGGGUUUCCAGUACAGGCUGGACGACAAGUCCACGGACUCCCCAGGGAAGGACAAGGUUGACUGGGAGAGCCUAGGGAGGCAGCCCCUCCUCUGGAGGAGGUACCUUAUGUCUGCGUCUCGGGGCAAAUCCAAAACCGCAGGGCCAAAGUCCAGCAGACAGCUAAGCCAGCCUCUUGACCCCUGGGUGAAUUUCGGGAUUUAUUCGACCUCAAGAGACACAACGGAGAACAUCCAUCCCGGCCAGCUGCCUAUCCUGGAGAUCGGUCCCGCUCUCCCUUCCUGCUCAGCCUGGGCGAAAGACUCGCGCCGCUCCAGCUACGAUGCGGAGGGGUCCACAGCGCAGUCCACCCACCUCCCUGACUCAGCGACCAGCAGCGGCCUGUCCCCUCACAGCACCACACAGCUCCUGCAGCACGCAAUGUGCCCGACUUCGGAGAGUGAACUCAGCCGGGAGUCCUGGGUAAUUAUUCCUCCUGUGAAAUCAAUACAGUGGAUUCAGAAAACGGCAGAACAGGAGCCAGAGGGCUUUGUGGAGGAAACCCCAGGGAGUGGAGUCCUCACCGGAUCACAAACGCCACAGGAAAAUGAGACGGGGAGAGAGGCAGAGACUGAGACAGCUGAAAAAGAGACUGAGAAACAGACUGAGACAGAGACAGAGGGAGGGAGAGGGGAGCAGGAGACUGUGGCAACCGAGCUGGAAUCGAGCAUUGAGGAGGAGACGCCGGCAGCACCCCCCUGCACCCCAAGAUCUGAGCAGGACGGGGCAGAGGAGCUACCCCCACAGCCACCCCCCUCCACACAGACCCUGCCCUCCUCCCAACAGACCCUGCCCCCCUCCCCAAAGCCACCCUCCUCCCCACAGACCCCGCCCCCAUCCCCACAGACCCCACCCCCUUCCCCACAGACCCCACCCCUCUCCCUACAGACCCCACCUCUCUCCCCAUAGACGCCACCCCUCCAACCACAGACCCCCCCCACACUCCCAACAGCCCCCCACCCCUCCAACCACAGACCUCCCCACAGCCCCCACCCCACUCCCAAUAGCACCCACCCCCCUCCCCACAGUCCCCUCAGAACACAAACAGUGGCCCUAGUUCCCGGUAGAAAAGCCUGGCCUGACAGGGCAGUGUUCAGUGGAUCCACUCUCUUCAUUUUCGACAUGCGGUUCACGAGACAGGGAAUGCCAGGUGAUUAUGUCGUCUUCAUGCUCCCUGACGUCUGU